Motacilla alba alba is the source of this 2189-nucleotide messenger RNA. RefSeq lists its product as uncharacterized. Lineage: Eukaryota; Metazoa; Chordata; Aves; Passeriformes; Motacillidae. Gene Ontology annotation, cellular component: axoneme. The transcript has 11 exons. The record is from RefSeq and is a predicted model, not a curated record. Bases 1 to 2151 code for a protein of 716 amino acids. Gene Ontology annotation, molecular function: microtubule binding; beta-tubulin binding.
AUGGCCCCUUUCCACACAGCCAAACCAGACCUCUUAGUCACCGCUGGUAGAGCGGAAUUCCGCUUUUCUUCCUCCCAGCUGACCCCUUCCUCUUUGUCCUCCCACUGCUGCCAUCCUCCCACACCUUCCAGCGUCCCACCAGCGCUCCUGGGGCAGCAUGGAACCCUUGCAGCCUGCGGCACAGGCAGCUACGGCGUGCGAGCUGCCGCCCUCACUCGCCCCUUCGCCACUGCCCCCGCCAUACAAACCUCACAGAGGUGUGGGAAACCCGAGGGGGGUUGUCCUCCACACCCCACGGCCGAAACGCCGCCGCCCCUCCGGGAGGGAGCACUGAGAGCUGCCCCAGAGAGCCCCGGCGGCCGCACGGAGCCGGCCCGGCGCUGCCGGGGUCCCGCUGCCACUCCGGCAGCACGGCCCCCCGAUCCGCGCCUCCCCAGUGCAAAAACGCCCCUUUCCCCGAGCGGGACACGAGGGCCAAGCCGCCCAGCCCCAAUCCAGCCGAGCCCCGCAGAACCGGGCUCACCUCGCCGAGAGCGCGGCUCUGUCCCGCAGCCCCGCCGCCAGCCCCGCCGCCAGCCCCGCCCCCGCUGCCGGACGGGACCGAGAUGUCCCUCCCGGUGCCGCCCCUCAGGUCAGGUCAGGUCGGGUCGGGUCGGGUCGGCCCCUCGGAGGGACCCGUCCCCUCCCCGAGCUCUGGAGCGGCGGCGACGCCCCGCAGAAGGGCCCCACCCCCGGCGCUGCCGCUUUCGGCCGGGCGCUUUGGGACUUUUAAUUCCCACUGUACCACUUAAAAUUGUCCUAACCACCCCUGGACUGAUUAGGAAGGAGGAGCGGGCAGGGAAACUGGAGCGGUUUUCUGUAGUAACCAUGGAGUCGGCUCUGGGGAGAUUUACUUCCUCCGAAAAUGAUGAUUCCAAUGCAUAUCAGGAUUCUUCUGUGGGUAACGAUGGACUCAUUUUGUCAGUAAAACCUUAUUUCCAUAGAAAGCAUUUGGAACUGGCUGCAAGUCCAAAAGCUCAGCCCCAAGCCCGAAGUGCUUUUCAUUGCCCAGCGCUCUGCCUGUCCCCGCGUUUCAAAGAAGAUGCCCUGCUGCAGGAGGAGCCAGGAGGCAGAGAAGAGGCACCACAAGUUGUGGAUUUGGAGCAGCUGGUGCCCGUGGGGGGUGUGUACCACAUCUCUGCCCUGCGGCUGCCACCCCAGGCCCAGGACGUCGGGGACUGGACCAUGGUGGAGCUGCUGGAUGUUGGAUUGGAGGUGUAUCCAUAUUCCCCAGGAGAGGCUGAAGAUGGCACACAGGAAGCAGUACAGAUAACCCUGAGGCUCCCUGAUAAUGUGAUUUAUUUUAAAGUGCCUGUGGUAGCCCAAUGGGAUCCUGCAGGCCAGCAGUGGAGAACUGAUGGCAUCAGCAAGAUAACCUACGAGGCAGAAGAAAAGAGCAUCACAUUUAGUAUGGGUGCCUUUCAUACAGUAGCCCUUCUCCAGGAUGCUCACCUGAACCUGCCCUAUCAGGCCUGGGAAUGGCACCCUACUGGUGUGGAUGAAGGACUCUUCACAGUUACUGCAGUCUUUGCAACCAUUCAGAUACAAAUUAAGGAUAAUCAGUGUAUGUUGUCUUCAGUAGUGGUGGAAGAGGAGGAGGUGCUUCCCCACAUCACAGGAAAAUGGAUGAGUCCUUUGGCCCUCAGGGCAGCUUUGAAAAGAGCUGGAGUGAACAUUUUCCCAGCAGAGUACUCUCCCAAGUAUGUCCCUGUGCCCAGGAAGGCUGCCCUGGCAGAAGUGAAGGCCUAUGAACAGAUGGCUCUGCUUGCAGCUGCUUUUGCUUUUGCUCACAGCAAGUGGAAUGGAGAAGCAGGGCCAGAGCAAGUCGUGUUCAAGGUAAGUGAACAUCUCACAGCAAGUUCUGCCAAAGGCAACAACUGGUCUCUUUUUAUGUUCAAUGGUGAGAAAGUGCAACACCUCAAGCUCACUGAAACCAGUGAAACUUUUUCAGAAGAGCUGGAAGAAGAGUCUGAAUUUCACUCCACACUCUACCACAUGCUCAAGGAUUCUGCCAGCAACAAAGCCAUGGAUAAAGUGGACAGAGCUGGCUUCCUCUUCAUUGAUUCUGUGUAUCAGCUGCUCCUUGCUACCAGAGUCUUAGCAUACUCUUAGAUACUGCAUGCUUUCCUUCAAAACUUUAUUAUCAAAAG